CCGAUGGCCUCGCCGCAAUCUCCCCUCGACCUCCUCCCCGUAGCUGCCGGCGGCGCCUGCGUCCGAUAACGAGCGAGCCAUCGUCCCUCCGCUCCGGGGAGCGCCGUCGCCGUCCUUCUCCGCGUGCGGCGGCGGAGGGCGGGAGUAAGCGCCCGCUGCUCUCGUACUGAUUUGGCAGAACACUGGCGGUGGUCAAUCGCUAUGACGAAAAGAGGCCACAUGACCGUCCUUGACGACCUACCCGAGUGGAUUGUCAUCGAAGAGAUCCUCGUCCGGUUGCCCCCCAAGGAUGUCCUUCGCUGCCGUGCAGUCCGAAAGUUAUGGCGCAGUACCACCUCCACCGAUAAGUUCAUGCUCGACGACCGUUGCCGCCAGCCCUCGCUCCCUGUCAUCAGACAGUAUAUCCAUGAGAAGAGUGCAUUCAGGUUCGUUGUCUUCCGUGAUAACGGGGCUAUAGCCUCCGAUCAAAAACUCUGGCCAAUCAUCCAGCUCUCUAAGUUCCAUAAACUCCUGGGCGCCUGUGAUGGCUUUCUCAUCUUGUCUGGCGGAUCCGAUUUUUGGAUCUGCAACCCAGCCACUCACAAAUGUGCUCCACUACCACAACCUCGAGAUCCAUCGUCAUCACGAGGGGGUUCCCACAUCUACAUAGCCGGCUUUUACCGGCACCAUCCAUCUGGGGAAUACCGAGUGCUCUGGUUCUCCCAUGGCUGCCAACGUGGCUACGUUCUCACGGUAGGAUCCGACAUGCCGAGAAUCAUCAGUCGGCCAUCAGUAUCAUCGCGUUUGCCGAAAUGCAAGCGCCAAGGGGUCUUCGAUUCCCGCUUUAGUUCACAAGUCUACCACCACUGCAGCAUGCACUGGUUAACAGGAAUCUACAUGGAGACUGCCGUGGACAUUAUGGUGUUUGACACAAUUACUGAGACGUUCCGGUGGAUGCGCAGUCCUGACCAGUUGGGCUGUCGGGUGUCGUUGUUGGAGAUGGGCAACAAGCUUGCUUCAUGUAGCCACAAUGUUGGCAGCAUAGAGAUUUGGGUGAUGCAAGACUAUGAGGCUGAGGCCUGGGCCUUGAAUUACAGGAUUAACUUGGUAACGAUGAAGACACCACCACAGCUUGAUUUUAGUGUGAGACGUAUUUCUAAUAUAGCACUGCUUAACAAGCGUGAGCUGCUGAUCUGGUGUUGGACUCCAUCGUGGGGUCAUGACUAUCUGUUGCACUAUGACAUUGACGAAAAGUUGUUGGGAUGUUACAAAUUGAAAGAUGGAACGUAUUCAGUAUACUUCACUAAUCAGUACAUUCAGGAGAGCAUGCUUCCACUUCCGUUCUGUGAGAUGCAAGAAGAAGGUGGUGUGGAUAAGGUACCUCCAUUCCUGAUAGUGCUAUAAGGUGGUUUGUACUUCUAGUUUGCCAUGUGUGCCUUUGGAGUAUCCAUGCUUUAUGAGUAUGGUCCUAGUUCUUACUUAAUAAUACUAGUAGAACUGAAAAAUCUGUAUGGCUGUGAUAGCACUUUUGCUACCAUCUGGUUCCUUUUGUGCUGUCUUGAGCGUCAUAAUGAUGUGUUGGAGUAUCUAUGCUAUUUCUUCCCCGAUUAUUUUCAUUUCGAAUCGUCAAGUAGUGUGAAUGGCACUGGCUGCAAUUUGAUAUGCUAAUUACCUCUGAAGUUGUUAAUGUGAGGGAUGAAUUCAUGCUAGUAGAGAAUAAGUGCAGCAAU
This is a messenger RNA of Triticum aestivum (bread wheat), 1709 nucleotides long. Its product is annotated as F-box protein At5g18160-like. The transcript is spliced from 2 exons. The record is from RefSeq and is a predicted model, not a curated record. The coding region runs from base 202 to 1383 and encodes 393 amino acids. Lineage: Eukaryota; Viridiplantae; Streptophyta; Magnoliopsida; Poales; Poaceae. Gene Ontology annotation, molecular function: protein binding.